This is a messenger RNA of Nannizzia gypsea CBS 118893, 465 nucleotides long. RefSeq lists its product as hypothetical. Lineage: Eukaryota; Fungi; Ascomycota; Eurotiomycetes; Onygenales; Arthrodermataceae. The record is from RefSeq and is a predicted model, not a curated record. Bases 1 to 465 code for a protein of 154 amino acids. The transcript is spliced from 2 exons.
AUGAAACCCACCGAUACCGCCUACCUGUUAGCGCUUAGCAUCUUUACCGCGAGCGCACUAGCUUGCGUUGAGCCAGUGCAACAAGAGCAACGAUACGCCUGCAAAGUGAAACCGAGUGAAGAGGAUACGAAGUCUGCUUGUCAGAAGGCUAAAGGAUCGUUCUGCCAUCCGGAUAAAACUCGCGAGGAGAAAUUUUUCUGCAUCAUUGAUGCAGAUGACAACAAGGUCACCGAUUUCGAGGAGGCUUGCAAAGUCGAUAUCCAGUCAAUACCUUGUUGCAUACCUAGGGAGCACAACUAUGUCUCGUUGGAAUCUUGCGAGUUAAUGAGCCAGCUAAUGCUCCUCCUAACUGGACAACAAAUUAUUAGAGUACGCCAGCCCAGUUACCUUAGCAAGGGUCACGGUUACAAUGGUGUACCGCCAGCACAGGCAGCUUAUAAAACAGUCAAGUUACAAACAAUUUAG